AUGGAGCUAGAAGGGCGCCACUCAUCGAUACGUACCGCUCGCUUGACCACAAAAAAGGGGUGGUCGCCAACGAGCCGCAAGCGAGGCAGCCACAGAAGCGUGGUGCUUGCCUGUCUCGGGUUCUUCGAGCACCCCGACAACCCGCAGGCGGCAGGUCCGCAGGUGAAUACUAUGCUACCAAUUACCAUGGAGCUUGAAGUUCGCAGUAAGCCUUUUGUGCCUCAAACCUAUCCAUCGACAUGUUCCGGUAUGAUGGCACGCUCAGAAACCAAUGCUUUGAACACGUCUAAUCAACCCUAUGGAAACAGCAGAAAGACAAACAAGCAGUUCGAACUCAGGGUAGUAAAUAUCUUUGCGCACGAUUCGGAAAAGAUACGCCUUGGCCCGAUCCUGGCCACGUCGCAGCCCGUUCCAACUGGGCGAUCAGCACAGCCGAUAUACGACGAUUUACGGCAAACGCACCCACCCCUGGGCCCUGGCCCGCCGCCCAACCGCAAACCUGUCCGCCAGAUCUGCGUCUCUCAGAUUCCCACAUGCCUCGCCCACCGGCUCAGGGCCCAAGGGUCAGUGGGCGCUUCAACAUCACAGACUUCGAACAAGAAAUGCAGUACUUUCUAG
Messenger RNA from Colletotrichum paranaense, 618 nucleotides. RefSeq lists its product as uncharacterized. The record is from RefSeq and is a predicted model, not a curated record. Bases 1 to 618 code for a protein of 205 amino acids. The transcript is spliced from 2 exons. Lineage: Eukaryota; Fungi; Ascomycota; Sordariomycetes; Glomerellales; Glomerellaceae.